GGCAGAUGUGGAGCUUGUCAAACAUGCAAACGAUUCCCCACCAUACCGACGCGGAUUACUCUCUAGUCUUUCGGCAUUUAACUGAGAAAACAACCCCAAUUGACUUUUCCCUCUGGUCCAUAUUACCUUCGCUCGAUCUACCACAACCAAGUCGUUGUAAAACAUAAUGUCCGGUCCAGGUGCAGGCCACGAAUACCCACCCGUUCGAGUCUCCUGGCUCAAGCGCGAUGUCCUCCUCUUCGCCAACAGCAUAGGCUGCACGGCCGACGAGCUGCACUUCCUGUACGAGCUGCACCCCAACUUCGCCGCUUUCCCCACGUACCCCAUCAUUCUGCCCUUCAAGCAUGAAAGCCAGGAGGUCAUCGACUUCUACAAGGCGUCCGGCGCACAGCCCAUCCCCGGCGUGCCCAAGUUCAACCACAAGCGCGUGCUGGACGGCCAGCGCAAGAUGGAGUUCUACAAGCAGAUUCCUGUGUCGAGCCACGGACGACACUUCGAGAUCAGGUCGAAGGUGCUGGGCGUGUACGACAAGGGCAAGAGCAGCGUCGUCGAAACGGAGCAGAGGCUCGUCGACGCGGAGACGGGCGAGACCUACACGAGAGCCGUCGGAAGCGCCUUCUUCGUCGGCCAGGGUGGCUGGGGCGGUCCAAAAGGCGAGAAGGACCCAGUGUACGACCCACCAGCAGGCAAGAAGCCGGAUGCCACCUAUGAGCUGCAGCUCACGCCCGAAUCCGCUCUUCUCUACCGCCUUAACGGUGACUACAACCCCCUGCACGCCGACCCCGAGCCGGGCAAGCAAAUGGGCUUUGGUGGUGCCAUCAUGCACGGUCUUUUCUCGUGGAACUCGACCGCUCACGGUCUUCUCAAGGUGCUUGGCGGUUCCGACCCAAAGAACAUCAAGGAGUUCCAAGCCCGAUUCGCUAGCCCUGUCAAGCCAGGCGCGAAGCUCGUGACUGAUAUCUGGAGGACGGGAAUUGUGGAUAAGGACGGCUUCGAGGAGAUCAGGUUCGUCACCAAGGCAGACGGAAAGCAGAGCCUGAGCAAUGGACGGGCAUUGAUCAGGGUUGUGGGCGGCAGCUCGAAGCUGUAGGUUGAGAGAAGGAAUGCAAAGAGCCAUAAAAUGUUUGAAUAGUAUGGUGCAUCUGAUUAAAAGGCUAGUCUAGCAAUCCACUAUACCACAUCCUCCAAAUCCGGUUAUCUAAUGUACAAGAGCGUAGGAGCGAGUCAGAGUUGAGAUGAAUGCCUUCGCUAUCUUCUUCGUCAAUUAAAAUCUGUAAGAAUAGGUCAAGAGUUGUUUGAUUUUUACUUUGCUCAGUUCGCGCUCAAAAAGGAGGCAAGGGUAUCUUGAUCACAGGUGAUGAUUUUGCUGGACCGCUAUGCCAUGCCUGCAAGCCCAACCACGACUUCAGCCAAAGCCGUCCGUGGCCGUCGUCGGUCUGGCUGGAACCCAUUCUAUGCACGCAAUGGCGCGAGCUAGGUGAUGCGUCUUUCGCAUGUCGCUAAAGCAAGAGAUUUGAUCAAUACGGUUCUAGGGUGCGUCUACCGGAAUAGUUGCACCAAUCGCACUGCCGGACGAACCUAGUCAUUAGCAUGAGGCCGCAGAAAGGAUAGCAUGUAACAGGUGUCCGAGUACUUG
This is a messenger RNA of Verruconis gallopava, 1636 nucleotides long. RefSeq lists its product as uncharacterized. Gene Ontology annotation, cellular component: peroxisome. NCBI's taxonomy places the organism in Eukaryota, Fungi, Ascomycota, Dothideomycetes, Venturiales, Sympoventuriaceae. The transcript is spliced from 3 exons. The record is from RefSeq and is a predicted model, not a curated record. The coding region runs from base 167 to 1090 and encodes 307 amino acids.